UGUCUAUGGCUAUGUAUCUUGUUGUGUCAAUGUGGUAAUUUCGAUCUUGUUUUGGAAAAUACGGGUUUUAUUUAUGAAAUUCAUUUGCAUUUACGAUAAAAUUGAUACAUUCCAACAUUUGUUCAGCUUCAUCUGUUUUGAGUGCAUCGUUAUCGCAAUACUAGUGCUCUUGAAGAAACUGACGUGAUCGUGUUGGUGAUAUGGAGGCGAUGGAUAUUCAGGCGGUCGAGUCAAAGUUGAGUGAUGUGACCGUAACUGCGAUUCCUAUGAGUGGGAAGAGUACUCACAAGGAUUUAUCUAUAAGUGGCAACAGCCAUGCUACUAUCUCGACAGUACCUGCGUCGUCUCCGUCUUCGAUCGGCAAAGACAAGGAUAACGGUAUGUCGAAUGGCUCAUUAAUGGCGGCAACGUGGAAUACGAAGUGUAAAUGGCAGACGGGUUACAGCGCGGACUCCGUGGAGUGGUGUCCCGUGGAACCUUGGCGGCACGUGCUCGUGUGUGGGACUUAUCAACUGGACAAGAGUGAUCAAGAUGCAGAUCAGCCCAAGCAGAAGCGUCUAGGCAGAAUCUACUUAUUCCUACUCAACAAAAUUACCACAGAAAUAUCUCCAACCCAAACCAUAGAUACAGCCGGAAUACUAGACAUGAAAUGGUGCUAUCAUAAAAUCCAAGGACACCCUGUAUUAGCAGUAGUCACUUCUGACGGGUACAUACAACUGUAUCGGUUGUUGGAUGAAAAUGGAACUUUAAAAUUGGAAUUAUGGAUAGAGGACGCUAUUUGUGGGAACGUAUUGGCUCUGUCAGUUGAUUGGUCGAGUAAUAAAACGUCUACUGCACAGCCAAGUUUGGUCGUCAGUGAUUCGUCGGGUGCUGUAACCGUUUUUCGGAUAUUUGGGAGAUCUUUGGAGAAGAUGGGAUACUGGCUGGGUCACUCGUUCGAAGCUUGGAUUGCGGCGUUUAAUUACUGGAACCCUGAUGUAUUUUAUUCAGGUGGUGAUGACUGCAUGUUCAAGAGCUACGACGUGAGAGUGGCCGAUGUCCCGACUGCCACCAACCGCAGCCACGAGGCCGGCGUCACGGCCAUCCGGAGUCAAAUCCACGUGGAACACCAGCUCCUGACUGGCAGUUACGACGAAAAAGUCCGUCUCUGGGACGCGAGGAGUCUAAAACGCUGUAUCACGGAAACGGAUGUGAACGGUGGCGUGUGGCGUUUAAAGUGGCAUCCUUCCAAUACGAGCGUCGUUUUAGCGGCCUGCAUGUACGGCGGGUUUCGUGUGCUACGCGUGACAGACGAGGUCGCGGUCAUGUGCGAGUAUGUGGAGCAUGAGAGCAUCGCGUACGGCGCCGACUGGCAGUUUGAUGCCAAGUCCACUGUAGAGUCUGAUGACACUCCUGAGUCUAAUGGCAAGUCCACUGCUGAGUCUGAUGGCAAGUCCACUGCGGAGUCUGAUGACAAGGCCACUGCCGAGUCUGACAAGUCCACUGUCGAUUCUGAUGACAAGUCCAUUGUUGCGACUUGUUCCUUUUAUGAUUGUUCCAUGCAUAUUGGUGAAAUAGUUAUACAGAAAUGUCUAUAAAAAUGGUGUUUCGUUAUAGAUUAAGUAUAACAUUAUAGUUAUAUAUACCUAAGUAACGUGGCGAAACACACAUAACUUCCAUCUAUACCUACUUUAGCUUUUCUUAGCUGACUAAGGGCCGAUUUUUCAACCGUCAAAUAACUUUUAUCUGAGGAAUUUAACGUAUUGACAGAUUUCCUAUACAAAAACCGUCAAACCUUUAUUCCUCAUAUAAAAGUUAUUUGAGGUGUCGCGGCCGUUUAAAUAUACGAGGUACCACAAGUACAGUCCGACAAGGCUAUUUUGGCCACGCGUGAGAAGUGCACUAGUUGAUAGUUCGCUGUGUCGGCAUAAAGCUACAACAGCGCCCUCACUCAAGUGCCAAAAGAGCCUUGUCGGACUGUAAAGUUCACGUGCGCUAAUGAAUUGCAAGAACUGUGACAGACAAAUAAAAACGUUUUGUAGAAGGUAAUUAAUUAAAAACAACACACAACACUUGUAAAUAUGAAAAAUAAAAGUUACCAUUAUCAUUUUAAACAUGUUGUAUUUCAAUUUGCUUAUAAUGUCAUGAUAAAUAUAAUUUAUAACAAUUACAUACUUAAUAAAAAGUAGUUAUUUCGCCGUAAGUAUAAUAAUUAAAAAAAUCUUACACCAUUUAUACAAGGCUUUGGGAUGUUCAUAGAUUUAACUUUUUCAAAUGGUUUUUUUAAAAACGCUAAACUGGCCUGAUCUUCCCCUACUGUAAAUUUGUACCUUAAUAUUCUCUAAAUACAGUCUAUUUUGCUAUUCACUGGAAUUAAGAUACAUUACAGAUAAUAAUAAUUUAUUUAAUUUUUUUCUAUGUUCUUAGAUCUUAGAUAAUAAAUUCACUUUUUACGCUAUCCAGUGCUAUUUUUAUAGCUUUGUUUAUUUAAUAAACUAUGAUGUACCUAUCUAUUAGGUACGAAUUAUUUUUCGUGAAAUGGUUUACGAGUUUUGCAAACACGUUAAAACGUUAAAAAGCGAGUUCAUGAUAUGAAAAAUUUUGAUUUUCGAACGUAAUCGCGCCGCGAAAGAAUGAAAGAAAAAAAAAACGUUAAUUUUUUAAAUUGUCCCACGCAUCACAUGCUAUAACUAAGAGCUGUUUAUCCCGGAGCUUCUUUCACUAGAGCAAGCCAAAAUAUCUCAAGCAGAAGAAGCGUUGGAAUAAACUGUGUAUGCUUGCGAACGCUGUGAAAUAUUAAUGUGGGUGGUUUCCUACGGAAAGCUUUUUUGUGAAAUCAUAGGCCAUAAAUGCCAUUUUACUCAAAUGCGAGUGAGUAUAUUAUUAGAACGAUAUUCUAUGUAAACGUUUGCAAAGCUCAUAAUUCAAUAGAAAAAGUGGUGAUGGUAGGUAUAAUCGGUCACUUUUGGUAAAAAAUAAAAUAAAAAAAGAUGAAUGAUAUAAGUAAAUUUUUUAUUCAGUUUCUAAGAAUCCAGCGUCCGUUUUAUCCAAUAUAAACAUGGGUCUCCACUACCAUAAGUAGUCGCCAUUUUCGUGAACUCAAUGUUUU
Maniola jurtina (meadow brown) is the source of this 3088-nucleotide messenger RNA. RefSeq names its product diphthine methyltransferase. Gene Ontology annotation, molecular function: protein binding. The record is from RefSeq and is a predicted model, not a curated record. The coding region runs from base 201 to 1577 and encodes 458 amino acids. NCBI's taxonomy places the organism in Eukaryota, Metazoa, Arthropoda, Insecta, Lepidoptera, Nymphalidae. The transcript has 6 exons.